AUGCCAAUGAAGAGUAUCUCAUUUCUUGCAAGUCUGUCUCUCUUGGCUUUAACAUUUCAAUUCGCCAUUGCCGCUGAUCCAAGCCAACUUCAAGACUUCUGCGUUGCCGUAAACUCCCCGGUAAAUGGUGUGUAUGUGAACGGAAAGUUCUGCAAAGACCCAGCGCUUGCCACAGCGAAUGACUUCUAUUUCACAGGGCUUGGCCAGCCAAAACCCACAAAUAAUAUGCUUGGAUCAGCCGUCACAUUUGGCAAUGUUGAUAACGUUCCAGGGUUAAACACCCUCGGACUAUCCUUUGCCCGUGCAGACUUUGCAGUGAACGGGUUAGUCCCACCUCACUACCAUCCACGUGCCAGCGAGGCCGUGCUUGCCGCAGAAGGAACACUUUUGGUAGGUUUUGUCACGUCCGACCAACGCCUCUUCAUGAAAACGCUAAAUGCGGGAGAUGCAUUUGUGUUUCCACAGGGACUCAUCCAUUUCGCAGCCAACGUAGGACAUGUCCCAGCAGUUAUAAUCGCUGCUUUGAGCAGUCAAAACCCUGGUACUAUCUUUGUUGCUGACAACGUAUUUGGGUCUAACCCGCCAAUAACCCCCGCUCUCCUUGCAAAGGCAUUUCAGCUGAACAUCACUACGAUCAUGGAGCUACAGGCCAAAUUCUAA
Molecule: messenger RNA, 660 nt
Organism: Microthlaspi erraticum
Lineage: Eukaryota; Viridiplantae; Streptophyta; Magnoliopsida; Brassicales; Brassicaceae
Source: the annotation of a GenBank genome assembly